This is a messenger RNA of Eruca vesicaria subsp. sativa (arugula), 1277 nucleotides long. NCBI's taxonomy places the organism in Eukaryota, Viridiplantae, Streptophyta, Magnoliopsida, Brassicales, Brassicaceae. The record is from the annotation of a GenBank genome assembly.
CCCAGAUGUGAGGAUCUGAGAUUAUGAUGAUGAUUGAGUCUGUCCAUUUGAAAUCUAAUUGAUCCAUCGAUUUCCUGGAGCGUGAUCUCGAUUUCUAUCUCCGGUGAGAUUGUUCGACGAAGAAGAUGAUGAUGAAGAUUCAAAUUGGUGUGCUGGCGUUUUUGGUGGCUAUCUCUGCGAUUGAAUUUGGAUUGACUUCUGCUAACACCGUCCCUGCUUUCCUCUGGUCUCCACAUCUCCAGAGUGCUAAUGGUGAAGUGGAUGAGGGUGUGAAUUAUCAGGUCAUGUCUGCCAAGGAUCUUGUAGGCUCUGUUUUCACUCAAGGAGGAUGGUCAAACCUUCUGUGCUCGGAGAAGAAAGUUGAGCAAGCUGUUGAUGUUGCACUUGUGUUCAUCGGCAGAGAGUUGCUGUCUUCUGAUGUUUCUUCGAAAAAGAAUUCAAACCCUGCCCUUGUUAACACAUUGAAUACUCUAUUUACAGCUUCCAACUUCUCAUUGGCAUUCCCUUAUAUUGCUGCGCCAGAGGAAGAAAGGAUGGAGACUUUGUUACUCUCAGGGCUUAAAGAAGCUUGCCCACACAAUGUAGGAGUCAGGAAUAUUGUCUUCUCUGAUUCUUGCUUUGUUGAAGAUGGAACAAUUCAGAAACUAUCAGACUUGCAGUCUUUCAAAGAUCAUUUACUUGCUAGAAGAGAAACAAGGAAAGAAGGAGAAACUGACUUGGUUGUCCUCUGUUCUGAGGGUUCUGAAUCUGCCCAGUCACACUCAGAGCGUGAAAGCAUCUCGGAACUUGUUAGUUCAUUAGAACAGGCUGGAAGUAAAUACACAGCCCUUUAUGUUUCUGAUCCUUAUUGGUACACAUCUUACAAAACUCUCCAAAGGUUUCUAGCUGAAAGUGGUACAGGAAACAGCAGUGUUGGUGUUUCCACAACCUGUGAUGAACUCUGCAAAUUUAAGUCAUCACUUUUGGAGGGCAUACUAGUGGGAAUCGUUUUCCUUCUCAUCCUCAUCAGUGGACUUUGUUGUAUGGCGGGUAUCGAUACACCAACUAGAUUUGAGACUCCUCAAGAUUCUUAAGCAGCUGACUUCUUAAAGAAUCAUCCCCACCUUUUGCUUUGCUUUUUUUUUUUUUGCUUUCUGCAUAGUGCGUAUGGUGAAAGAGGUAUCUCAGUGUUGAUUGUUACAUCUAAAAAAACAUAAAUGGAUAUGCGAUUACAAUCCCCUUGUAACAUUUAUUCAUCUUGUUUGUGAGUCUUUUGUAAACGUUAUAAAUUAAUAAUG